UCAAGCUGAAAAGUGAAAAAUAUAAAAAUAUACACAUAAUGUAACCAUUUAAAAUGCAUCUACCGGUUUUAACUAAAAUAUUAUUUGUGUUUAGUUUUUCUAGUUCGGUUUUCUGUAAAACUGAUAGAAAUAAAAUUUUUGAUUUGGCGUUGAAUGGAGACAACAGUAUUUCAUUACACUGGAUGUUGAAUUAUGCCGAACAAGAUGUGACUUUUGAAUUACAUGUUCCGUCAGGUUUCGGAUGGUUUGCUUUUGGUUUUUCGGAUAGAGGAAAUUCAUAUCCGGCAGAUUAUUGCCUGUUAUGGAAAAAUAUAAAAGGAAAAUUUAAUUUGUUGGAUACUUGGGCUAAUCAAUAUGGAGUCUUGGAAAUUGACAAAAAGCAAGAUUGCAUAAAUUUUAAUGUUAUAACCAGAAAAGGAGUCACCAAAUUUACUUUUAAAAGAAAGUUUGAUACUUGCGAUCCAAAGGAUUAUAUUAUUGAGGAUGGUACUACUCAUAUAGUUUGGGCUAGAGGUUUCGAAAUCGUACCUAGUGCAAAAGGCUUAAAUAUCAGUACUUCCAAACGAGAAAACCAUGGUAUGACCAGAGUGACUUUACUGAAAAAUAUCCAUGCUAAUACAGAGUUGCCCAGUCAUUUAACAACUUUAAAUUUGUUGAAUGAUAAGGUCAAAGUGCCAGCUGAAGAGACGACUUAUUGGUGCAAAGUUUUUAAAUUGCCGGAAAAAUUUACGAAGAAACACCAUAUAUAUCAGUAUGGAGCAAAUAUUCAAAAGUCUAGUGAAGGUUUGGUCCACCACAUGGAAAUGUUCCACUGUGAAACAAAAACUAAUGUAGUAAUUCCUCUGUACAAUGGAAACUGUUUUGCAUCAGAUAGACCCAAGGAAACAAUGGUUUGCAAAAGGGUCCUUGCAGCAUGGGCUAUGGGAGCUUUACCAUUUACUUAUCCAGAGGAGGCAGCUUUACCACUAGGUGGUGUUGAUUUUAAUCCUUACGUUAUGUUGGAAAUUCACUAUAAUAAUCCAGAAUUGAGAUCAGGCUUUGUUGACAGUUCAGGAAUAACAUUCCACGUGUCUGAUGUUCUAAGAGACGUAGAUGCUGGAGUAAUUGAGCUGGGAUUAGAGUAUACUGACAAAAUGGCUAUUCCACCAGGACAAGAAUCAUUUCCAUUGGUUGGUUACUGUAUUAGUUCAUGUACUUCUGUUGGUCUUCCAGCUGAAGGUAUAACAAUAUUUGGAUCUCAAUUACAUACACAUUUAACAGGAGUUAAGGUUUUCACCAGACAUUUUGAUGCUUUUGGAAGAGAAUUGCCAGAAUUGAAUAGAGAUAAUCAUUUUAGUACGCAUUUUCAAGAAAUAAGAAGGCUAAAGCAACCUGUUAAAGUUCUACCAGGGGAUGUCCUUAUAACAAGAUGCGACUACAAUACAAUGGACAGAACAAACGCAACCUUGGGUGGAUUUUCGAUAAGCGAGGAAAUGUGCGUUAACUAUAUCCAUUAUUACCCUCAUACUGCUCUGGAAGUAUGUAAAAGUUCUAUAUCCGAUCAAGCUUUGGACACAUUCUUCCACUAUUUGAAAGAAUGGGAAAAUCAGCCAACAUCUGCUUCAAAUGGUGUGUCAAGUAAUUAUAAUUCUAUUGAGUGGAAUAAAAUGAGGGUACAAUUGUUAGAUGAAGUUUAUCAUGAAGCGCCUUUGAGUAUGCAAUGCAAUAUGUCUAGUGGGGAUAGAUUUCCAGGUUAUUGGGAAAAUGCACCAUUACCUGCUAUUUUAGCACCUCUACCACCUCCAGAAAGAAAUUGUCACGACCAGGAAAACGCUAUUUUUGAUUGAAAUACAAAAAAUAGAAAAUAUAUUUUUAGGGCAGUUAUUUAUUAAUAAAUAAAUAUAUAGUCUG
Molecule: messenger RNA, 1890 nt
Organism: Sitophilus oryzae (rice weevil)
Lineage: Eukaryota; Metazoa; Arthropoda; Insecta; Coleoptera; Curculionidae
Gene: Tbh
Product: tyramine beta-hydroxylase
Exons: 11
Coding region: 54-1826 (590 amino acids)
Biological process (GO): dopamine catabolic process; norepinephrine biosynthetic process; octopamine biosynthetic process
Cellular component (GO): secretory granule membrane
Molecular function (GO): dopamine beta-monooxygenase activity; copper ion binding
Source: RefSeq, a predicted model, not a curated record